UCUACUACAACCAUUUUUAAAUGUUGUUGCUUUCUUUAAAUGUCUCUCUUAACUCUUAACUAGUUAAGCUUCAAACUUCAUUUUAAAACCCUUGGUAUUCUUUGAUUUGAAGAGUAAAGAAAGUUGAAAAACAAGGAUUCAAAUGAAUAAUAACUGGCUUUCUUUCCCUCUCUCUCCUUCUCAUUCUUCUUUACCACCUAAUGAUCUCCAAGCUACUCAAUAUCAUCACUUUCCUCUUGGUUUAGUCAACCAAAACAUCGAAAACCCUUUCCAAAAUCAUGAUUGGAAUCUGAUGAACGCACAAAGUAGCAAUGAAGUUCCAAAGGUAGCAGAUUUUCUUGGUGUGUGCAAGUCUGAAAAUCAAACAGAUCUUGCUACACCAAAUGAAAUUCAAUCAAACGAUUCAGAUAAUUAUUUGUUUACAAAUAAUAAUCUCAUGCUAAUGCAAAACCAAGUGGUAACAACAACCACGAAUGAGUAUGAUCAAGAAAAGGGUAAUAAUAAUAAUUUGCAAUCGUUAACAUUAUCCAUGGGAAGUGGUAAGGAUUCAACAUGUGAAACUAGUGGUGAUAAUAGUACAAAUAGUGCUGUUGAAGUUGCUGUUCCAAAAAGAACUUCUGAAACCUUUGGACAAAGAACUUCAAUAUAUCGUGGUGUAACAAAACAUAGAUGGACUGGAAGGUAUGAAGCUCACCUUUGGGAUAAUAGCUGUAGAAGAGAAGGACAAUCAAGAAAAGGCCGCCAAGUCUAUUUAGGUGGAUAUGAUAAAGAAGAGAAAGCUGCUAGGUCAUAUGAUUUAGCUGCACUUAAGUAUUGGGGGACAUCCACCACUACUAACUUUCCAGUUAGUAACUAUGAGAAGGAAAUAGAUGAAAUGAAGCACAUGACAAGACAAGAAUUUGUAGCUUCAAUUAGAAGGAAAAGCAGUGGUUUCUCAAGGGGUGCAUCAAUGUACCGUGGAGUUACAAGGCAUCAUCAACAUGGAAGAUGGCAAGCAAGGAUUGGCAGAGUUGCAGGAAACAAAGACCUUUAUUUGGGAACUUUCAGCACGGAAGAAGAAGCUGCAGAAGCAUACGACAUAGCCGCGAUAAAGUUCAGAGGACUUAACGCCGUAACGAACUUCGACAUGAGUCGUUACGACGUUAAAGCCAUUCUAGAAAGCAACACACUCCCAAUAGGAGGAGGUGCUGCAAAGAGACUUAAAGAAGCACAAGCUCUAGAAUCUUCUAGAAAACGUGAAGAAAUGAUUGCACUAAACUCAUCAACUUUCCAAUACGGAACAUCAAGCUCUAGUACUAGUAGAUUACAACCUUACCCUCUAAUGCAACAUCAUCAUCAUCAAUAUGAACAAGUUCAACCAUUGUUAACUUUACAAAACCAUGAAAAUUCCAUUUCUCAACUCCAGAAUGGUUAUUUUCAAACACAGCUUGAGUUACAUCAACAGAGUGGUGGUUCUUCUUCCUACGUUCAUCAAACAUCUCAGAAUAAUAAUAAUAGUAAUAAUAAUAAUAAUAAUAACAAUGGUUUGUUUUAUAACGGUUAUUUUCAGAAUCAUAUUCCAGGUUUAUAUCAGGGAAUGAUGAACAACAUGGAAUCUUCUUCUUCAUCAUCUGUGAUUGGAAAUAGUAAUGUUGGUGGUGGUGGGUCAAGUGGGAUUUAUAAUAACAGUGGAGGGUUAAUUGGUAAUAAUGCAGCGGUUGAGGAGUUUGUGCCGGUGAAAGUUGAUUAUGACAUGCCGGCGGAUGGAGGUUAUGGUGGCUGGACGGCGGCGGCGGAGAACAUGCAGACGUCGAAUACUGCAGAUUUGUUUACAAUGUGGAAUGAUUAUGAAACAAGAGAGAAUUAAAUGAUAAUGUAUGACAAGAAACGUGAAGUUUUGUUUUGUUUUAGUUGUUGUUGUGCUAUCAUGGGUGGUAGUUGAAAACAAUUGAUAGUAGUUGAUUUUCAUUGCUUUGAGUAGGACUCUAAUUAUAUAAAUGUUCAUUGGAUUUUCA
Cicer arietinum (chickpea) is the source of this 1994-nucleotide messenger RNA. Lineage: Eukaryota; Viridiplantae; Streptophyta; Magnoliopsida; Fabales; Fabaceae. The record is from RefSeq and is a predicted model, not a curated record.